This is a messenger RNA of Rhagoletis zephyria (snowberry fruit fly), 1507 nucleotides long. RefSeq names its product protein HIRA-like. Gene Ontology annotation, biological process: DNA-templated transcription; chromatin remodeling. Gene Ontology annotation, molecular function: protein binding; nucleosome binding. Gene Ontology annotation, cellular component: chromatin; nucleus; HIR complex. Lineage: Eukaryota; Metazoa; Arthropoda; Insecta; Diptera; Tephritidae. The record is from RefSeq and is a predicted model, not a curated record.
AUGUGUUUCAACCCGAACAUCUUCAGGUUCCAGUCGGUGGCGGCGGUUGCAAGCAAGGCCAGCAAAGGAAGUGACAAAGGCGACAAGGAGAACAAGGAGGCGAAGCUGAAGCGACAGAGCGUCAUUGCCGUCAACUCCCACGACCAGUCCAUCUCAAUCUGGGCCACGGCCCGCGGCGGUCGCCCGCUGAUGGUCUGCAAGGACCUCUUUGAGAACUCCAUACUCGACUUUUCCUGGUCGCCCGACGGCUACAAGCUGAUGGCCUGCUCUUCAGAUGGCACUGUUACCUUCAUCGAGUUCACGGAGAAAGAACUGCACAGCAAAGUCAUUAGCAGCAGCAAGAGCGCUAUCACGAGCAAUCUCAUUGAGGACGGUGAUAUGGCGUUGCUGCGGAAGAAGCAGCAAAGUGCAGUUAAAGAACUUUUGUCUACAGGUUUCAUGCCUGUCGCCGCCGAAGAUCUCCCCAGCACCAGUAAGAAGCCCUCUUCUGUGGAGAUGUUCGGCAACAACAACUCAAACUCCUCGAAAGGUGCCAUUGGCGGUGGCCUCCGUCUGGCAAAAGGACCACUGAAAGAGCAGAUUGAAAAUCAUUCUGCUGACAGUCGUCGUCGCAUCAUUCCGCUCUUCAUUCCCCUGGUCAGUGAUGCACUUGUAAAUGAAGAGAUGGACCAUUGUGGAGGCGGUGGAGGUGGCUCGGUGGUUGCCAGUGGCAGCACUUCAGCCGCCGCUGGCUCGUUCAACUCGAUGUCCUUCAGCUCGAGCAGCGAGGCGAAGAGUAAAAUUGUAAUGGAAACCCGUGGUGAAUCGAACUCGCCGAUGGAGUACAUGACCUACGUCUCUAGCGAUCAAGUGAUGUCGAAUGGACUGACGAAUGCGAAGACGACGACAGCCGCUUCGGCUGGCAAAGGAACGUCCAAAGGAGCUAAAGGAGGUGGCUCCAAGUCACAAGUUCGGCCUGAGUCCUCUGAUGACUCCUCUUCCUCAAGUGAUAUCAUCCUUCCACGUAAAGGCAGGAGGAAAAGGAAAGUUGUCAAUUUUUUGUCGCAAAGUACAGAUGAGGAAGAAGGAGGCUCAGAGCCACAAAAGACGCCGUCAAUGAAUGUGACUUGCGCCCCCGGAAAGCAGGGUAACAACAUGAGCCACAGCAGCAACAACACCAGCAAUUCCAGUGAGUACCGGCCAAAGUCACCGGUGCCUUCUACCUCAUCUGCUGCCACCACCACUUUCACCAACGGCACAAUGGUCAAGGCGGCCAACAAGGUGGCGAACAGUAGCAACAGCACGUCACACGUUCGACCUGAAUCCUCUUCCGACUCCUCUUCAAGUGAUAUCAUCCUUCCGCGUAAAGGCAGGAGGAAAAGGAAUUUUGCCAAUUUUAUGUUGCAAAGUACAGAUGAGGAAGAAGGAGGCUCAGAGCCGCAAAAGACGCCGUCAAUGAAUGUGACUUGCGCCCCCGGAAAGCAGGGUAACAACAUGAGCCACAGCAGCAACAACACCAGCAAUUCCA